AAGAGACACUGAUAGUCGAUUGCUCUUUUGUAUCGUCAAUUGAGGGAGAGAGAGAUGGAAGAGACGGUGGUAGAAGCUAAACGAAGCCCAGGGAGUAGCGGCGGAAAGCCGGCCUUCAUGCUAUCAGCGCCACCGUUUCAACAAUCUCCGCCGUCGUCGUUGGUUCGGUCGCCGCUGAUUCAAGAGCAGCAGCCCCCGGGGAGUAGCAGCGGAAAGCCGGCCUUCAUGAUAUCAGCGCCACCGUUUCAACAAUCUCCGCCGUCGUCGUUGGUUCGGUCGCCGCUGAUUCAAGAGCAGCAGCCCAACAGUAGUACUAGUACUAGGCCGAAAACCCCUUUAGCUAGAAGCCCAUUAGUUGGCCGUUUGAGCAUGAUGAUGACGAUGAGUAGUAGUGGCGGCUGUAGUACGCCGCUGGGGAGCCCGGGGAUGAAGAGGGCAGCGGCGAGCGUGAGAGGGUAUCUGGAGGAAAUAGGGCACCUGACGAGGGUUGACCCGCAGGAAGCUUGGCUCCCCAUCACCCAGUCCCGCCGCGGGAACGCCUACUACUCCGCCUUCCACACCCUUUCCUCCGGCAUCGGAUUUCAAGGCCUCUUCCUUCCCCUCGCUCUCCCUCCGCUCGGUUGGAGGUGGGGGAUCAUAUGUCUAUUAAUGGCGUUUGUGUGGCAGCUAUACACUCUAUGGCUGCUGAUCCAACUCCACGAAUCCCUGCCCGGAACCCGCUACAGCCGUUACCUCCAUCUGUCCAUGGCCGCAUUUGGAGAAAAGCUGGGGAAGCUCUUUGCCCUGUUCCCGAUCAUGUACCUCUCCGGCGGCACCUGCGUGACCCUCAUCAUGAUCGGAGGCGGGACCAUGAAGAUAUUUUUUCAUAUCGUCUGUGGGCCCGAGCGCGACGCCGACCCGCUGACCACGACGGAGUGGUACCUUGUGUUCGCCUGCUCCGCCGUCGUCCUGGCUCAGCUGCCCAACCUGAACUCCAUCGCCGGAGUUUCCUUGAUCGGCGCAAUCACGGCCGUCGCCUACUGUACACUCAUUUGGGCGGUGUCCGUAGCCAAAGGUAGGCCCGCCGGCGUGUCCUACGGCCCACCGGAGUCCCAGUCCGAUGCUGCUAGGCUCUGCGGCGUUCUGAAUGGGCUUGGGAUAAUUGCGUUUGCUUUCAGAGGCCACAAUCUUGUGCUGGAAAUUCAGGGAACAAUGCCUUCAACUUUAAAGCAACCAUCGCGCGUUCCCAUGUGGAAAGGAGUGAAGUUUGCAUACCUACUCAUCGCCUUCUGUCUGUUUCCCCUUGCCCUUGCCGGCUAUUGGGCUUACGGAAACUUGAUACACUCAAACGACGGGAUGUUGGAUGCCCUAUACAAGUACCAUAGCCACGACACAUCCAAGGCUCUUCUCAGUUUAACUACUCUGCUCGUGGUAUUCAACAGCCUGAGUUCGUUUCAGAUAUAUGCCAUGCCAGUCUUCGACAACCUGGAGUCUAGAUACACUGCCAGGAAGAACCGGCCAUGCCCCUGGUGGCUCCGCACUGCCAUUCGGGCCUUCUUCGGGUGCCUGGCAUUCUUCAUAGCAGUGGCGCUGCCCUUCCUUAGGAGCCUGGCCGGCUUGAUAGGAGGGGUUGCCCUGCCGGUCACACUGGCAUAUCCAUGUUUCAUGUCGGUACUGAUCAAAAAGCCCAAAAAGUACAGUGUCUCUUGGUAUCUUAAUUGGACCCUAGGAUGGUUUGGGAUGAUUUUGAGCAUUCUGGUGGUGAUAGGAGCAGUGUGGAGUAUUGUGAACCCUGGAAUUGAAUUACACUUUUUCAAGCCCCACUAAGGAAAAAGAAAUCUCAAAAACUGCAAAAUCAGAAACCCUAAUGAAGCCUGCCUCAUUGCCAAAUCUGUGAAUGGAUCAAGUUUAUCAGAACAUGUAUAUGAUGAAUACACCACUUUGAUCUGCU
This is a messenger RNA of Malania oleifera, 1930 nucleotides long. Its product is annotated as lysine histidine transporter-like 8. The record is from RefSeq and is a predicted model, not a curated record. Bases 55 to 1806 code for a protein of 583 amino acids. NCBI's taxonomy places the organism in Eukaryota, Viridiplantae, Streptophyta, Magnoliopsida, Santalales, Ximeniaceae. The transcript has 5 exons. Gene Ontology annotation, cellular component: plasma membrane.